Penicillium angulare is the source of this 555-nucleotide messenger RNA. Its product is annotated as gamma-glutamylcyclotransferase family protein. The record is from RefSeq and is a predicted model, not a curated record. The transcript has a single exon. NCBI's taxonomy places the organism in Eukaryota, Fungi, Ascomycota, Eurotiomycetes, Eurotiales, Aspergillaceae. Bases 1 to 555 code for a protein of 184 amino acids.
AUGGCACCUCAAAUACUCCACCGUGUAAUACACGGCUCUGCAGACCCGGAACCAUGGCAAAAGGCGCUUGUACGCUUCCAACCCGCCGUCUUGCACAAUUACCGGCGCCAUCGGGUGCGGGGUGCAGACUACCCGGGGGUAGUCCCAGCUUCCCUAUCACAGCCUGGAGGUGGAGGAGAAAUAACCCAAGCAAAACCGACCGUAGAAAAGAAGUCCACGUCCUCUGUUCUCGGAAUCCUUGUAUCAGGACUUACAGAUGGAGACAUCCACCGAUUGGACAUGUUCGAAGGAAGCGAGUAUAUCCGUGAGAACGUUAAGGUACGGACACUGAAAGAGGCAGAGAAGUCGAGUGAUCCUAAUGUACAGGGCGGAAACCUGUUUGGUGCACUUGAUGCUGCAGAAGCAGAGACUAUUGAUGAAGUGGGGGAGGCUAAUGCUGUGACUUAUGUGUGGGUUGCUGGGACCGAGUGGCUGGAGAGCGCAGAGUGGGAUUUUGAGACGUUUAAGAAAGAGAAGAUGGCUUGGUGGGUUAAUGCUGAUGAACGUGAUUGGUAG